AUGGAUUAUGCAAGUACAAGGAGAAAUGUGGGAAAAGAGUACAGCUUCGUAUGUUCAAGUAAGUUGGUGUCUGAAAACCAAUGGAUUCCCAAAAGGAUUUGCUGCUAUGCCUCUAGCUCGACAAACUCCAGUCGAUGCCGCAAGUUCACUAAUAUGGCAUACCCCAUGAGCCCAAUUAUUCGAAAAAGGUCACGCUGGAGAUCCUUUGCUGCAAGUUUGAACUUAGAAGAUGACGCUGCACCCUCUGACUCCACGUCAUCUUCAUCAGAGCAGACUGCUGAUGCUGAUGGAACUACCAACGGUGAUGCAUCUGAAGAUCUGCUUUCUCGAAAGCUGAGCUCUGAUGAGUUAAAGGCUCUUUUGGCUGAUUCAGAACGAAGUAAGCUUUUGAGAAGACUCAGCGAAGCAAAUCAAUAUAACCGAUUCCUCAAGAGACAGUUGCAAAUAAAGGAUGGUGCAGUUGUUAAGUUCAAAGGUGAACUUGCUGUUUUGGAACUAGAACUGCAGGCUCUGGUUGGCCUAGCUGAAGAGAUUGCUAAUUUUGAUGUUCCGUUAGGGUCUAGGAGGAUAAACGGAAAAUAUAUUCAAUCUCAUCUUCUCUCCAGAUUAGAAGCUGUUCAUGAUAAGAUUAUGGAACAGAUAAAGGAUGUUGGCUCUUUAAAGACCCAAGAAAUUUCUGUCUACUGGGUUGGCAUGGCUGAGAAUGUGCAAAUUAUGGGUUCAUUCGACGGAUGGUCACAGGGUGAGGCAAUGUCCAUGGAGUAUUCAGGUGACUAUGGAAGAUUCUCUGCGACUCUGAAGCUAAGACCUGGAAGGUAUGAGAUCAAGUUUUUGGUUGAUGGGGAAUGGAGAUUGUCGCCUGAAUAUCCCACUGCUGGAGAUGGAAUGACGCAGAACAAUAUUCUUAUUGUGGAGUAA
This is a messenger RNA of Miscanthus lutarioriparius, 918 nucleotides long. The record is from the annotation of a GenBank genome assembly. NCBI's taxonomy places the organism in Eukaryota, Viridiplantae, Streptophyta, Magnoliopsida, Poales, Poaceae.